This is a messenger RNA of Sphaeroforma arctica JP610, 281 nucleotides long. RefSeq lists its product as hypothetical. The annotation marks the transcript as partial. The transcript has a single exon. NCBI's taxonomy places the organism in Eukaryota, Ichthyosporea, Ichthyophonida. The record is from RefSeq and is a predicted model, not a curated record.
ACUACCUUAUAUCUUACGUAUAUGACUUCGUAGACGACUUUAUAUCUUACGUAGACUACUUUAUAUCUUACGUAGAUGACUUUUUAUCUUACGUAGACUACUUUAUUUGUUACGUAGAUGACUUUAUAUUUUACGUAGAUGACUUUAUAUCUUACGUAGAUGACUUUAUAUCUUACGUAGAUGACUUUAUAUCUUACGUAGACUACUUUAUAUCUUACGUAGACUACUUUAUAUCUUACGUAGAUGACUUUAUAUCUUUCGUAGAUGACGUUAUAUCUUAG